AAGCCGCAUCAGUGUGAUAUCUGUGGUAAAUCAUUUUCUCGAAGUGCUGACUUACCUAAACACAAACGUACUCAUACAGGAGAGAAACCAUAUCAGUGUGAUAUCUGUGGUAAAUCAUUUUCUCAAAGAUCUGAUUUACCUAGACACAAACUUACUCAUACAGGAGAGAAACCAUAUCAGUGUGAUAUAUGUGGUAAAUCAUUUUCUCGAAGUGCUGAAUUACCUAAACACAAACGUACUCAUACAGGAGAGAAACCAUAUCAGUGUGAUACAUUAUUCAUUAAAGGAGCACAAACGUAUUCAUACAGGUGA
This is a messenger RNA of Octopus sinensis (East Asian common octopus), 312 nucleotides long. Its product is annotated as zinc finger protein 22-like. Gene Ontology annotation, molecular function: DNA-binding transcription factor activity, RNA polymerase II-specific; RNA polymerase II cis-regulatory region sequence-specific DNA binding. The transcript is spliced from 2 exons. The record is from RefSeq and is a predicted model, not a curated record. Gene Ontology annotation, biological process: regulation of transcription by RNA polymerase II. The annotation marks the transcript as partial. NCBI's taxonomy places the organism in Eukaryota, Metazoa, Mollusca, Cephalopoda, Octopoda, Octopodidae.